CUCUAGUCUAACUGCAGUUCCCGCCACAGCUGAUCUAAAUCGUUUUACAUGAGCUGCGAAAACUGUCUGUACCGUUUCAAACUGCUUAGCCAGACUGGUCUAGAGCAUUUAUAUUUUUCAAGAUUCGUGUGAUUAAAGAUAACUGAAACUAACCAAAAAGUAUUAUCUUCUCUUCAGAUCUUGAAUUAUUACUUUUGUAACUUGUAAGAUGAAACCGGUUACUGGUGCUGAAACAGUUACUUCUGAGGAUAAAGUUAGAAAAUCUUUACAUGAACUCCAGCCCUCAGCUAUUGAUAAGGAAACUUUAGUUGGUGCUGAUAGAAUGAUCAAAUCUACUCAACAAACAAAAGAAGCAAAAUCAAAAAAAAAUGUACCUACAAAAAAGAAAAAAGAUACUUCUAAAAAUCAAGUGAAAGUGACAACCAGUAACAAAGCUAUUCAAACUGUGAAAGAGGAAAAGGGAGAAAUUGACGCUGAGGAUCUAAUAUGCACAGAUAUAGCUGGUCCAAGUGAAAAUUACUGGCAAGUAUUAGCUGAAAGAAGGCGAUUAGCGCUUAAGGAUACUUUAGAAGAAAAUAAAGAACUUGCAAAACGUAAUGAAAAGUUAGAAGAAGAAAGUCGUAUUUAUAAACUAAUGUUGGAUGAAGCAAGAGCUCUUAUUGAAGUGUUACAGGAGAUGAUGGGAGAUGACAGAAACGAUAUAAAUAAUUCAUUAGAAGACAGUGUCCUUUAAUUUACGAGUUGAUUUCUUAAAGUUAUAACGGAGGUCAAAAAUUUCUAUAUAAAAAUGUUGAACGCAUCCAAACUCACAAAAGUCAAUAUUUUAAAUCAAAGGAUUCUUGAGUAAAUUGUGAAAAAGUAGGCUAUACAUACACACAUACUGUAUUCAAUAGUUCCACUAUUGAAAUUAUUAUUAUAACUAUUUCCAAACGUUAUAUCUUAGACAGAGAGAUACUAAA
Molecule: messenger RNA, 959 nt
Organism: Trachymyrmex septentrionalis
Lineage: Eukaryota; Metazoa; Arthropoda; Insecta; Hymenoptera; Formicidae
Gene: geminin
Product: geminin
Exons: 6
Coding region: 209-733 (174 amino acids)
Biological process (GO): negative regulation of cell cycle; negative regulation of DNA replication
Cellular component (GO): nucleus
Source: RefSeq, a predicted model, not a curated record